Molecule: messenger RNA, 1339 nt
Organism: Stegostoma tigrinum
Lineage: Eukaryota; Metazoa; Chordata; Chondrichthyes; Orectolobiformes; Stegostomatidae
Gene: setd6
Product: SET domain containing 6, protein lysine methyltransferase
Exons: 7
Coding region: 16-1296 (426 amino acids)
Biological process (GO): peptidyl-lysine monomethylation
Cellular component (GO): nucleus
Molecular function (GO): protein-lysine N-methyltransferase activity; protein binding
Source: RefSeq, a predicted model, not a curated record
UGUGGUUUGUACUGUAUGGUUUCUGUUUCUCGGUUUCCCCAGGUUUAUGUGAGCAAAGAGGGCACAGUGGCAGAUUAUGGCCUAGUCGCAAAGGAUGAGAUUGAAGAGGGAGAGCUGCUGUUCUCUGUUCCAAGGUCAGCAGUGCUCAGCCAGCACACAACCACCAUCAGUGAUCUUUUGAAGAAGGAGGCAGCAGCAUUGGAGAGCCCCUCGGGCUGGGUCCCUCUUCUGCUUUCCAUGAUGUUUGAGAUCACAAGCAGUGAGUCCCGCUGGAAAUCCUACUUUUCCCUUUGGCCUGACUUCAGCAGUUUGCACCACCCGAUGUUCUGGUCCGAGGAGGAGAGGAACCGCCUGCUGCUGGGCACAGGGGUGGCACUAGCUGUUGAGAAAGAUCUGAUUAACAUCGAGGAGGAGUAUAACAGCGUUGUGCUACCUUUCAUCAAGUGUCACCCUAGCAUCUUCGACCCACAGAAACACACCCUGGAUCUUUACAAGAAACUGGUGGCGUUUAUUAUGGCCUACAGUUUCCAGGAGCCCUGUGAGGACGAAGACGAAGAGGAUGAUGAGAAGGCAUCAAAACCUCCUAUGAUGGUGCCAAUGGCAGACAUCUUAAAUCAUGUGGCCAAUCACAAUGCAUGCCUGGAAUUUGCACCAGAAUGCUUGAAAAUGCACUCCAUCAGGAAGAUCAGCAAAGGUGAAGAGAUAUUUAAUACGUAUGGACAGCUUGCUAACUCGCAGCUCCUGCACAUGUAUGGCUUUACAGAACCAUAUCCAAGUAACACACACGAAGCUAUGGACAUCCAAAUGCAGACUGUCUAUGAUGCUGCCUUGCAAGCUGUGCACACAGAAGAGGAGAGGAAGCUGCUGAGGGAGAAGUGGGAAUUUCUGACUGAGUUGGAAAUAGUUGGAGAAGAGAGGGACUUUGUGAUUGGCCAGUCAGGAGUCCUGACGGAGGAGGAACUUUACAGUACCCUGAAGGUACUGACCAUGUCACUGGAGGAAUUUGAAGAAUACAAGGCCAAUGAUGGCUGGGAGGAUGAUGAUGAGGAUGAGGAAGAGGAUCUUUCCAGCCUUGACAAUGCAGUCAUACCCAAACUGAAACCUGCUUGGAAGAAACUUCUGCACAGCACUGUGACAAUGAGACUAAAAUCAUACGGCUCAGGACUAAAAGAAGAGGAGGCUGCAUUGGCUAACGAGGAGACUUACCGUCAGCUCAGCAAACGAGAACGUGACUCACUGCAGGUCCGAUAUGCACAGAAGAUGAUUUUACAUCGACUGUUGGAAUUGACUGAAUAGCAUCAUCAGCAACUAAGGAAUAAAGUACUGUCUUUAUAUUAUU